Brassica oleracea var. oleracea is the source of this 1086-nucleotide messenger RNA. RefSeq lists its product as uncharacterized. The record is from RefSeq and is a predicted model, not a curated record. The transcript has a single exon. Bases 1 to 1086 code for a protein of 361 amino acids. Lineage: Eukaryota; Viridiplantae; Streptophyta; Magnoliopsida; Brassicales; Brassicaceae.
AUGGUUAUAGAACGGUGGUCUUCCUUCCCCCCGGAGAACUUUCUCCAGAAUAUGAGCCUUUGGAUUCGGAUCAGACAUAUUCCAGCUGAUUUCUUCACUGUUAAAACAAUGUUUAGACUGGCUUCGGAAAUUGGAGAAGUGGAGGAGAUUGCCUAUGACCCUGAGGUAUCUCAUACGAAGGACUACAUCAGAGCGCAAGGGAUAUUUGAUACCACUAAGCCACUGAAAGCAACACGGAAGCUGAGCACACCUGGAAAGGUGGUCACUAUUGAGUUUGAAUACGAGAAGAUACACAAAAGAUGCUUUCAUUGCCUGCGUCUAACACAUGAAAAGAUCCGAUGUCCUAUGCUGAGGAAAGGUGCUCAGACUGAACGGAGAGUGCUCCCUGAUCCUGUAGAGGAAGUGGCGAUAGCCCAGAGCAAGCGUAAUGCGACACGUCCAGUUGAGAUCUUGGAGGGGCCACCUGGUUUUCCACCCUUGUUCCCGGAGCUAUCUAAACAAGACUUGAAAAUGGCUAUGCAGUACAUCUCAAACUCUGAUCCAACAGAGAGAAUGGCCAGGAUUGAAAGGGUUCGGCAAGGAAUUGAAGACAACAAAACAGAGGCCUCAGUGCGACUUACAAGAAUCUCGGGUGAUUUGGAUAAAGGAAAAGGCCAUGUUUUUAGUUACACGGAACCAUCUUUCUCUCAGCUGCUGCAACGACAGACUGACAAUGCCCUGAUGAUCUCUGGCAUACCAACAACCUCUCGUGGAGAAGAACAAGAGACAUCAUCUUCAUACUCUUCGGCUCUAUCUGCUCCAACCUUGACUUCGACGGGUUUUCAGCUUGGCCCCUCGCUGGAGGGGCGAGCCUCCGGAAGCCUGAGUCAGAAAAAAACAAUGCGCCGACGGCCCACCUCCUGGAAAAGGAAAGUGACUCCGAAAGCCAGUGCUGCAACAGAGGACCAAGUGGGCACAUCUCACGCAUCUUCUCAACGCAACACGAAAAGGAAAUCUACUUCUCCUUUGCUCGCUUCAGACAAUAAAAACCUGAAAACAUCAGAACCUACGGUGGCUUCCAGUGUGAAGCCGCUGCUGCCCCAAUGA